GAAUUUUUUCAUUGAGCUCCCCACCACCACAAACGUGCCUAUUAUUGCUCGCCUCUUAUUCUAGCUCGCUCUCUCGCUCUCUCCGCAGCUUUACACAAACAACCACACACACACACACACACAAGCACAUACUAUUCCUUUUUUGUGCGUCAGAAGGUCCAUCAUGGCUCGUGACGACUUCGAUCGCCGUCGCCUGCGCUCGCUAUACGAGCGCAACCGCAGCCGCGUCUCGGCCCUCGCCGAUGCCCGCGACCGCCGCCGCGGAGGCGACGACAGCUACGCCGCACCGCGUCGCUACGUAGUGAGCGAGCGGCGCACCCGCAUUGAGGGCUUCGGCCGCGGUGGGGCGCAGGUGCGCCGAGUGGAGCGCCAGGUGGUGCGGGUACGCGAUGCGCCUCGCCCGCGUCGCUUCAGCGAUCGCGGCGUCUUCCGCCGUGGCGGCCGCGAUCGCUUCCGACGUGCCGACGAUGUUGCCCGCGAGGACCGUCGUGACCGCCUUCGCGAUGACCGCGACCGGCGUGGGGAGGGUCGUCGAGAGGGCGGUGGUGUUCGCCGCUUUGGCGAGGCCCGCCGCCAGCGCCUGCGCAUGCGUAACCGCCGCGGUGGCGGUGGUGUUGGUGGUGGUGGUCGCCGCGAUGACCGUCGGGAGAUGGAGGACCGCCGUCAGCGUGGUCCCCGUCGCGGCGGGGAAGGACGUCGCAACGACAACGGCAAUAACAGCAGCAAUUCCAAUAACCGCGGGGGCAACAAUGCGAAGAGCAACAAGAGCCAGAACAACCAAAACGGCAGCAACAACCGUGGCGGCAGCCGUAACAACAAAAACGGAAGCAACAGCAAAAACCAACCCCGUCGCACGCGUGAGCAGCCGAUGACGCGUGAGCAGCUCGAUCGCCAGCUGGACAACUACCACAACUAA
Leptomonas pyrrhocoris is the source of this 916-nucleotide messenger RNA. RefSeq lists its product as hypothetical. The coding region runs from base 164 to 916 and encodes 250 amino acids. NCBI's taxonomy places the organism in Eukaryota, Euglenozoa, Kinetoplastea, Trypanosomatida, Trypanosomatidae. The record is from RefSeq and is a predicted model, not a curated record. The transcript has a single exon.